GAAUACCACCAGGCUUUUUCGACGACACCCAAGUGAGUCGUCCUCGCCCAUCAUUAUCUGCCAUUCCACGUGCUCUUCUCGAACGACUUUCGUCAUUCUUCCACCCCUCUCACUCCAAUGCAGAUAGAGACACUGAACUCCGGCAACGUCCAAGGCGCUCCAUCUUCUCUCACGGUCCUCGUAUCGUCGAAGUUGCUACAGUACCGGACAGAAAGGCAUUAUAUGUUGCUCCACGACCGCGUCCGCAGCAGCAAAUGCAGGUGCAUGGCCAGGGCUCCUCGUCGCAAUCUCAGCCAACAACUACCGCCACCUCCACCACACCUACUCAAGGUAGCAACACUGCCGCACCAAUUGCAGCAACCGCACAAUCACCACCUAUCCCAUUGUGGGCUCGGUUUGUUCUAUUUCUCUGCCGCGCAUCUCCCCCGCACGCCAAUGGUCAUUAAUACAAGAAAAGCAUAUGUACAAUCUUUUUUUUUCAUAUCUGCCCCUAAUCCAUCGAACCUGUUUCCUUGUCGCGAGACUCGUGCAACGCAGCGAACUCGAUCAUACUAACCGUCGCGAGAGCAUCGCUAUACUCACAGAGAAUACAAGCCUAGGAUCAGCCCAGGUUCC
Molecule: messenger RNA, 615 nt
Organism: Suillus fuscotomentosus
Lineage: Eukaryota; Fungi; Basidiomycota; Agaricomycetes; Boletales; Suillaceae
Exons: 3
Source: RefSeq, a predicted model, not a curated record